Selaginella moellendorffii is the source of this 324-nucleotide messenger RNA. RefSeq names its product U6 snRNA-associated Sm-like protein LSm6. The record is from RefSeq and is a predicted model, not a curated record. Gene Ontology annotation, cellular component: P-body; nucleolus; U6 snRNP. Gene Ontology annotation, molecular function: RNA binding. The coding region runs from base 23 to 286 and encodes 87 amino acids. NCBI's taxonomy places the organism in Eukaryota, Viridiplantae, Streptophyta, Lycopodiopsida, Selaginellales, Selaginellaceae. Gene Ontology annotation, biological process: maturation of SSU-rRNA; mRNA splicing, via spliceosome. The transcript has 3 exons.
UUAGGGCUUUUCUAGGGUAAGAAUGAGCGGGAGUGGCAUUGGCGCUGGCUCCGCCAAGACGCCCACGGAUUUCCUGCGCUCGAUCAAGGGCCGCCCGGUGGUCGUCAAGCUCAAUUCCGGCGUCGAUUAUCGAGGGAUUCUGGCGUGCCUGGAUGGGUACAUGAACAUCGCCAUGGAGCAGACCGAGGAGUACGUCAAUGGGCAGCUCAAGAACAAGUAUGGCGACGCUUUCAUCCGUGGGAACAAUGUUUUGUAUAUCAGUACCUCAAAGAAGGUGAUUUCUUAAGAGAGACGAUGAUGCAUAGAAUUCUUUUUUCUCGCUCC